This is a messenger RNA of Corythoichthys intestinalis (scribbled pipefish), 3775 nucleotides long. It is a transcript of the gene lin54, whose product is annotated as lin-54 DREAM MuvB core complex component. Bases 196 to 2463 code for a protein of 755 amino acids. Lineage: Eukaryota; Metazoa; Chordata; Actinopteri; Syngnathiformes; Syngnathidae. The record is from RefSeq and is a predicted model, not a curated record. The transcript is spliced from 14 exons. Gene Ontology annotation, biological process: regulation of DNA-templated transcription. Gene Ontology annotation, cellular component: nucleus.
GUGCAAACUGUACCUUUAAGACUGACGUCACAAUGACGUAGAACAAGGAAGGCGUGGCCGACCUGUGAAAUGUCCGGGAGGAAUGGCGCUCGGCGCGGUAUUUUGAACAAUCAUCUUUUGCUCUCCUCGAUUCGCCCGCUAUCGUUGGCCCACGCCAGAUAACUCAGUGUCCUGGGGUGCUGAGUCAUCGUCAACAUGGACGUGGUUUCGCCGGAACUCAACAGCCUCCUUCCCGACGAAAUCAUGGACAUGGAGGCCAUCGAGGUGGUGGCGCAGUCCAGCCAAGACGCGUCCGUCGCCAUGGAAACGGACUCCGUCGGCACGUCGACGGAACGUGGCCUCCACGGCGACACAGUCUCCACUUCCGGUUUAUCCUCCCAGCCGGUCACUCUGAGGCCGACGCUGGCCACCUCCGCCGCCACCACCAAGACCACAGACAGCGUCACGGGGACGACGGUCACCACGAGCACCUUACAGAAGCUGGCGCCGCUCAGCAUCUCCGCCAGCAACCACCAUCAGAUCAUCCUCAACAAGGUGGCGCAGGCCUCUGAGUCGGCACGGGCGGCGGGUGGUCAGAAGCUCGUAUUGACCACCAUAGGAAAGACUGGGCAGCCCAUCGUGCUGCAGCUGCCCCAUGCCACCACCAAGGUGGGAGGAGCGGCGGGAGUGACCGACAGAAAGUCCAUCAAGUUGGUGACAAUCGGCGGAAGGACAGAUUUAAAGCCGUUGGUCGGCAGUGCAGCCAGUCACGUGACUGCCUUACAAGGGCAACAGCUCAAGACUGUGCAGAUCGCCAAGAAAACGCCAGUGUCUUCGACUCCGCCCAUCAAGUUCAUCAUCACCAAACCGGUGAACAGCAAAGCGCUGAGUCCUCAGACGUCAGGCGCUCCCGUCAUUGCCGGAAGAGUCCUGGCGCAGAAUUCUCCGACGAUGCCUCAGAGGACGAUCACGCUCACCGAGUCCCAGCUUAAUACGGCGGCCAGCAUCCAAACCAUCGCCGGCAAAAAGAUCGCCAUCUCUCCCCUCAAGUCUCCUAGCAAGGUAACGGUGGUUUCCGUGGCAUCGCCAACCUCCGGAGGUGCUCAGAAGUCCAUGACUCUGCCGGUCGGCGUGGCGCUGGGCCAGCAGAUUCUCUCGGUGCCGCAGUCUACUUCGGUGUCACCUGUCAAGGUGGCCACCAGCCAGGCAGCAGCGCAGAAUAUCAAACCGGUCCAAUCUGUGGCGGUGGCCGGCUCCCAGUUCAAGACCAUCAUCCCACUGGCUGCCCAGCCUAACAUGCAACAGAUCCAGGUACCAGGAAGCCGCUUCCACUACGUUCGUUUGGUCACCGCCACAACGGCGAGUGGCGGCAUGCAGCCCAGUGCUUCCAGCACCAGCGCCAUGCAGCCAGCUAAACCCAUGGUGGUCAGCACAGGAGCGGUGAGGAUGUCGGUCCCCAUUGUGACGGCUCAGACGGUAAAACAGGUGGCGCCCAAACCAGCCACCCAGGUGGUCACCGGGUCGACGACCCAGCAGCGCCUCAUUAUGCCCGCCACAGCACUUCCCCAAAUCCAGCCCAAUUUUGCUAACCUGCCGCCAGGCACCGUCCUAGCGCCGGCCCCAGGCGGCGCGAAUGUGGGCUAUGCCGUGUAUCCGGCACAGUACGUCACGCAGCUUCAGCAGACGCCCAUUGUGACCCUUGCUAACAACUCCACAUUUUCCAACUCCGCCGCCACCGUUCAGACUCAGGCCCGACUACCGCUCAAUGGCAUGUCGGCAGAGGCGACGUCCCGGCCAAGGAAACCUUGUAAUUGCACAAAGUCUCAGUGUCUUAAACUAUAUUGCGAUUGCUUCGCAAACGGCGAGUUCUGCAGCAAUUGCAACUGCAACAACUGCUUCAACAAUUUGGAGCAUGAGACCGAGCGCUCCAAGGCCAUCAAGACAUGUUUGGACCGCAACCCGGAGGCCUUCAAGCCCAAGAUCGGCAAAGGGAAAGAGGGCGAGUCGGACCGGCGCCACAGCAAAGGCUGCAACUGUAAACGGUCGGGUUGCCUGAAAAACUACUGCGAGUGCUACGAGGCCAAGAUCAUGUGCUCGUCCAUCUGCAGGUGCAUCGGCUGCAAGAACUUCGAGGAGAGCCCGGAGAGGAAGACGCUCAUGCACUUAGCGGACGCCGCGGAGGUGAGGGUCCAGCAACAGACGGCGGCCAAGACCAAGCUCUCCUCACAGAUUUCAGACUUGCUCAUGAGGACAACGCCUGUAAUAUCAAGUGGGGGCGGCAGGCUCCCGUACACGUUUGUGACAAAGGAAGUGCUGGAAGCCACGUGCGAGUGCCUCCUGGAGCAGGCCAAGUGGGCGGAGCAGACGCGGCAACCUCAAGUGGAGGCCGAGCGCCUAAUCCUGGAAGAGUUUGGACACUGCCUCAUGAGCAUCAUCAACUCGGCAGGCAAAGCUAAAGCGGACUCCGCCGCCAUCAACAGCUAGGUCGCGGUUCUUAUCCGCUAGUUGAAAACAAUGGCCGGCUUGAAAUGAACUCACUUGGAACAAGAGACAUUUGUGUCGUUUGUCCUUUUAUACACUCUUGCUUUCCUCUUUCUUAUCUGACGUUUUAAGGCAGAAACAUGGUGUCAAAUGGUAUGUUUGUGAUCCCACUUGACAAAACACAUUUUUAUUUAUUUCGACAAGUAUUUGUCAUUAGUUAGGGCUAAUCUUGUUGCUUACUCUUAAUUAUUAUAACAAUUAUUGUUAUUAACCCAGAAAUCCUGAAUCUGUGCAUGUAAGCACAACUCUAAAUGACAAAAUACUGGCCAAGCAUCUGCAAAUAUCCUUGUGCUUAAAGAAGAUGACAUUAUAUUGGAGGAUAAAUAUAAAAUCCACAAGCACAAAAUUCAACAAAAUGUUCAAAACUAGCAGUAAUUGUUUUACUGUGUAGUGAGUGUUUUACAUGUUGGUGAAACACUGCAUAAUUUGCCAGUUUCAAUAAUUUUUAAAUGAAAAAAAUGUGUCACUUAUCCCUCCCCACCCAUCUUUUGUCAAUAUAAACAUAAACAUUUCGAUAGUUCAGUAAUCUGGUGGGAAAUUGUGUACAGUUCGCUAAUUGUAUAAAAAUAAAAAAGCUAUUUGGCAAUGUAUUUAAUUCAAACACAAAAACGUGAUAUUUGUUUCUUCGUUAAUGUUGUUUUGUAUACAUAAUUAUUAGCUCGAAAGCAGUGUUGUUUUGUCCAUUCAAAAGCAACUUUUUUUUAACCAUCGAGGAAGAAUUGACAGCAAGCGAAGAAGAAAUAGCGGAAGAGGCGGAGCCUACCAUUUUUCAUCAGGCAGCGUGGUCCAAUACGACGUAGGUAAAGAAAUGUUGGUUUAUUUCAUUGUUUUCUUUGUAAACGUAAAGUAUCCGUAAAGGUUUCAUAGCUUUGAGAUUUUUAUUUAUAUUCCGAGCGUAUUAUUUUCAUGGUUUUUGCACUGCCCUUGUGAAACCACGUUUUUCUUUCCAGUCGACGAAGAGCUCGAAACGCAAAUUGAAGUAAAAAGUAAGUAUAUCUUUUUGCGCUAAUUAAUUUCAAAGGAAUCCCAAUGAUUAUAUCAAUCACUACCCAUCUGACCCAUUCAUAUGUUUGGGGAAGAUUAUACAAGUUAUGAUGAUGAGGGUUUUGGGACUAUUGCGCCUCAGAACGUGUAAUCAAUUACUGUUAAUGGUUUGUUGUCGUUUUUUUCUCUUUCAGAGCUGUCCCUGAUUGACCCUGGAAAUUUGUAUAUUGUAUGUAUGUACUGUACGUCGAAUAAUAAAUGUCUAAAUCAA